This is a messenger RNA of Panicum virgatum (switchgrass), 780 nucleotides long. Its product is annotated as probable FAD synthase. The record is from RefSeq and is a predicted model, not a curated record. Lineage: Eukaryota; Viridiplantae; Streptophyta; Magnoliopsida; Poales; Poaceae. Gene Ontology annotation, biological process: FAD biosynthetic process. Gene Ontology annotation, molecular function: FMN adenylyltransferase activity. The coding region runs from base 1 to 780 and encodes 259 amino acids. The transcript has 7 exons.
AUGGAGAUCGAGCGGGCGGUGUGCGACAGCGGCGAUGCCCGGCUGCGCGCCAAGUUCGACGCCGCCGUCUAUACCAUCCACCGCGCCUUGGCGCUGUACUCGUUCGAGGAACUUGCUUUCAGCUUCAACGGCGGGAAAGAUUCAACCGUGAUGUUGCAUCUGCUUCGGGCUGGCUACUAUCUGCACAAGGCAACAAGUUCAGGCCAUGUGGGCAUAACUGUCCAUCAUGCCGUUCAAAACUGCCCGAUGCGGACAAUCUACUUCGAGGACCCUAACACCUUUCCUGAAAUCGACUCGUUCACGUACGAGACCGCGUCGACAUACGGCUUGCCACUGGAAACAAUUAGGACAGAUUAUAAAUCUGGGAUUGAAGCCCUGAUUAAGGAGAAGCCCACCAAAGCAAUCUUCCUUGGCACCAGAAACGGCGAUCCGGAUGCGGUUGGUCAACAGCAGUUCUCCCCAAGCUCACCUGACUGGCCUCCUUUCAUGAGGGUGAACCCUAUCUUGGACUGGUCCUACAGCGAUGUUUGGUCUUUCCUAUUAACCUGCAAGGUCAAAUACUGCAGUCUCUAUGAUGAAGGGUACACUUCUAUUGGCAGCAUACAUAACACUGUUCCAAACGAGCUUCUGCGUGAUGGAUCGGGCGGGUAUAGACCGGCAUACACGCUGUCAGAUGGGGGUCUUGAAAGGGCUGGUAGAGCAAAGAAGGCUGGGAAGAAAAACGAUUCCGUUAUUAAUGGCAGGAACAACAAUGAACCACGGCAGAGGAGUAGGCUGUAG